Anopheles maculipalpis is the source of this 1158-nucleotide messenger RNA. It is a transcript of the gene wuho, whose product is annotated as tRNA (guanine-N(7)-)-methyltransferase non-catalytic subunit wuho. The record is from RefSeq and is a predicted model, not a curated record. Gene Ontology annotation, molecular function: protein binding; tRNA (guanine(46)-N7)-methyltransferase activity. Gene Ontology annotation, biological process: RNA (guanine-N7)-methylation. Gene Ontology annotation, cellular component: cytosol; tRNA methyltransferase complex; nucleus. Bases 1 to 1158 code for a protein of 385 amino acids. The transcript has 2 exons. NCBI's taxonomy places the organism in Eukaryota, Metazoa, Arthropoda, Insecta, Diptera, Culicidae.
AUGUACGAUUUAAAGAUUUACUCGUCCCACAUCGUGACCGCCAUAAAGGACAAGAUUGUGUUUUUCUCCUGCGAUGGUGAUGUGCUGCAUGAGCUUACCAUACAGCAAAAGCUACCUCCACCAGAAGGCACCGCCGAAGAGCAAACCGGCAACAAACAAACUGGUAAACAACCUGCCCAACCAUCACCGGCACACGUUGUAACGUUCGAGCUGUGUCCGAGUGCAAAUGUUUUGGUUGUUUCAUUGAAUAAUAAAACGUUACAAUGCUAUAAAUUGCAUCAAGAUGAUGGGAAAUUGUCGUCCUCACUGUUAGGAGACAGUAUUCCCACGACGAGAACGAUCGUUUGCAUGAGGUUCGUUCCCAAGCAGAACGUACUGAUUGGAUCCGAUAAGAGUGACUGUUUCGAAUUUCAUGUGUUAAAUCAGCAGGAGCAUAAACCGAAAUGGAUUCUUGGCCACAUGAGCCAAAUAUUGGGCCUAGCGGUUAGCGAUGAUGAGCGGUUCAUAAUAACGUGCGACCGGGAUGAGAAAAUUAAAGUCAGCUCCUACCCGGACUGUCACAACAUCCAGUGCUUCUGUCUGGGACAUUUGGAGUACGUCGGAGGAAUUGAAGUAAUUCCCACGCAAAAGCUCCUAUCAGUAUCAGGUGAUCGGACGCUGCGGGUGUGGGAUUUUAGCGAAGGGAAGGAAAUUGGCCAACUUUCUCUUACGGAUCCGGCGGUUGGUUUAUCCGUGCAGUGUGUAAAGGAAGGUAGCGAAAUGCUGUGUGUGGUGAAGAGUUCGGUCCAGAACAAGAUCGACGUGGCUCUGGUGCGGUGCGAUGAACCCAAUGCUAGUGUCCUCUACGAUCCAUUAACGGUUGAUGACAGUUUGAUUGUGCUCAGUGUGGCUUUAAGCAGCUCUCUUCAGCUAGUGCUAUUGGUAAUGGAGAAGGAAAGUAAGCGAGCUAGAAUGUUGGCUUACGAUUUUUCUGUAGAGAAGCGACAAUUUACUCCGCGGGGCGAUCAUCCGUUGAUCAAGAACUUUGACGCUCAGUUCAACGAAGCAACGAUCGAACAGGCGCGGGAUUAUUCUACACUGUUUAAACACAGCAUCGAUAAUCUUUCGGAAUAUUUCGAGAGAAAGAAGCAAAAAAUUGAAUCGAAAAAAUCUAAAUAA